AUGUUCUUAUGGGGGAAAGUGUUCUUAUUAUACUUGUUUUUCCUUUUCUGCAUUUCCCAUGGUUUUCCUUUUCACACCACACAUGGCGGUAGCGGAACGCCUUGUCAUCACCAUAGCGGAAUUUGCCUUUAUCAUGAGGGUGUGGUGAAUCCCCCUUGUUCUUUGUUCACGGUGCGGGCCAUCCAACAGCACCUUUUAUUCGGUGGGACGCGGCACCAUGUCAUGAGGGGAACGGGGAAGGGUGAUCUUUGCGGAAUACCUUUCAAACCCAUCUCACUCAGCGUUGAAGUUGGGAAAGCAAGAGUUUUCCACUAUGCCCAACCCCACUCAUUUUAUAAGUGA
Molecule: messenger RNA, 342 nt
Organism: Trypanosoma theileri
Lineage: Eukaryota; Euglenozoa; Kinetoplastea; Trypanosomatida; Trypanosomatidae
Exons: 1
Coding region: 1-342 (113 amino acids)
Source: RefSeq, a predicted model, not a curated record